Molecule: messenger RNA, 1379 nt
Organism: Aspergillus campestris IBT 28561
Lineage: Eukaryota; Fungi; Ascomycota; Eurotiomycetes; Eurotiales; Aspergillaceae
Product: SDR family oxidoreductase
Exons: 5
Coding region: 282-1286 (334 amino acids)
Molecular function (GO): oxidoreductase activity, acting on the CH-OH group of donors, NAD or NADP as acceptor
Source: RefSeq, a predicted model, not a curated record
CGUCUCCAAUGCUUGCUAAUCCCAUGCCCUGUUGACGCAAAACGUCGCCAUUUGUAAUCCUCAUGGAGAGGAUACCCUAUCACAUCCGCCCGAUAACCUUCAUGGUCCACCUGGGUGGGGAAAUUUGGAGUUCGGACAAGGAGGGGUAUAAUGCGGGUGCGCCCAUACGCAAGUACAUAUAGGAAGCAAAAGCGCCUCGGGUUCCUGUCACAGCACGUCGUUUCUGCAGGAACUAGAAUUGAGCGGUAUAAAUAUUUGACCAUUCAUUUUUCAUCAUAAGCAUGGUUAAAGUCCUCCUGACUGGUGGUAGUGGCUUCAUUGCCGCCCACAUCAUUGAUAUUUUGUUGGCACGCGGAUUCGAUACAGUUGUGACGGUCCGCUCCGACGAGAAGGGCCAGAGAAUCCUCGAUGCCCAUCCCAACACGCCCAAGGAGAAGCUCUCCUACGUCGUCGUCAAAGAUGUCGCGGCCGACGGGGCAUUCGAUGACGCCGUCAAAUCCAACCCACCGUUCGAUUACGUCCUCCAUACAGCUUCGCCGUUCCAUUACAACGUACAAGACCCCGUGAAGGAUUUCCUAGAUCCUGCGAUCAAGGGCACGACGGGUGUUCUGAAGGCAGUCAAAGCAUAUGCACCGACGGUGAAGCGGGUCGUGGUCACGUCGUCUUUUGCGGCGAUCACCAACCCUAAGGAGCAUCCCAAGGUGUACAGCGAAAAGAACUGGAACCCCGUAACGUGGGAAGAUGCUAUGGAUCGCUCCCAAACCUACAGAGCCAGCAAGACAUUCGCAGAGAAAGCGGCGUGGGACUUCGUUGAGAAGGAGAAGCCAAACUUCGACAUUGCGACCAUCAACCCACCGCUUGUCCUGGGUCCGGUCGUGCACUACUUGAACUCCCUCGACUCCAUCAACACAUCCAAUAUGCGGAUCGCUGGAUUCAUCCGAGGCGAAUACAAGGACAAGUUGCCCCCGACUGCCACAUAUCUGUGGGUCGACGUACACGACGUUGCUCUGGCGCACGUGAGAGCCAUCGAGGUCGAUGCAGCGGGUGGACAGCGGUUCUUUUUGACCGCUGGCCUGUACUCCACCAAAGACAUUGCCGAUAUCAUUCGAGAAUCAUUCCCGGCCCUGGCUGACAGACUCCCUCCGCCGGACUCACCCAGUGAUAUGCCAGCUGAUGUCUACGGGUAUGACAACAGCAAGUCCAUCGAGGUGUUGGGCAUCAAGUAUCAUACUCUGAAGGAAUCGGUGGAGGAGACCGUCAAGUCAUUGCUGGCUGUGGGCGCAUAAUGGUGAUGCAAGACGUUGCCAUAUUUUUCUGCGGUAUUCCAGCCAGUAUUAGAACUAUAGAUAGUCUCACGAAAUCUGAUAUACAUCAUUAUC